CAGUCCUAUAUUCUGCUUUGAUUGUCUCCUAUCUUUGUUUCUCCGGGAAAUGGCUGAAAGAAACUUUCCAAAUUCAGAGGGGGAACAAUACUCUGCUGGGCUUCUGCAGGGUUUCAUGCAGAAGCUGUGAAAACACACUGAAGGAGAGGGAGAGAGAGAGAGAGAGAGAGAGAGAGAGAGUGCAACUCAUUGUUCCGUGUUUAGCUGAACCCGUUUGGCUCAAGGUAAGGAAGGAAGAUCUGAUGGUCUUCUGUAAGAGCUAGAACUCCACAAAAAUUUUUAGCUGAACUUGACUCGACCCGUUUGGCUCAUCGAUUCAUUUUCACGUUCAGCACUUAAACAGAUGACACAGUUGAGUUGCACGAUGAAGGCAUGCUCUGAAUGUUCGAAGAAUUGCAUCCUCAUUCCUCAGCUGAAAGCGGAAUGUGGAUCGUCAGCUGUCACAUCAUUUUUCAAGGUUAUGUUCUGCGACAGCUAUUCUGAACUCAUGUACCUCCCUCCAAAAUGUAAUGCUUCACUCUCAAAACUGAUUAAUCAGAAGAUCAAUCUUGAAGAUUCUCACGGGCACCGAUGGCCAGUGAUGAUCUCGAAAGUCGAUGGAGCUCUUGCUUUUAAACGAGGUUGGAAUGCUUUUUUUUUAGACCAUGGCCUGCAACUUGGUGAUUUCGUCUUGUUUUUUUACUUGGGCGACCACCUCGCUGUCAAGAUCUACGACAAAACUGGCUGCGAAAAACUCGACUUUCCUAAUAGCAAUGCGAGCAAGAAAAGAAGAAGGCCCAAGAAAGGAUCCAAGCCCAUUCAUCCAUCCAAACCCAUUGAUAGGAAGAGCUUGAGCCCCGCCGUUGUUACUAGAUUGACUGAUGAUGUAGUGGAAGUAGUGCCGCAGAACGAUAACCCUCCAAAUUGUACUAAUGGAAGGUCUCAAGAGAAGCCAAAAGAAUGUGUAGAAGACUGGUUCAUUGUGUCAGAUCCAGUGACGAAAAACAAGCACGUAGAAGAUCGUAGACUCUUAUUCGAUUUGUCUGAUUUUGAAAUGAACUUUGACAUCCUCUGUGCCAGCGGAAGCAAAGAGACCACAGUUGAGAAUGAUAACCUGUCGCAAGAGCCCAAGGUAGGAGACAAGCUCGAGAUUGAAGUCCCGGUAACAAAUCAGCCCAAUAUUGGAAUCUUCAAGACAAAUGAUGUUGCUACUGAAGAUACCGAGCACAGGAAGGCACCUAAAGAGCCCGACAACCUAUGUCACGUGUCUGACUCAGCUUCUCGCAACAAGCAAAAGUCUGAGCAUCAGUUACCUAAUACUGUGACAAUUGCACCAAGAAAUGAGAAGUCCCAUAUGCUAAAUGCGGGUAUAAAAGAACUUAAAGAUGCCAAGGAAAGAGGUGCUUCUGCUGCAUUUUCAGCACCAAUUCCUAUUAAAAUGGAGUCAGAAGAGAGAGGGCUCAAACUGUAUAUUCCGCCCGAGAGAACAAGUGAAGCAUUGAAAGCUGUGGAGAAAGAGCCCUUCCAAGUUUCUCCAAACAUGAGGUCCCUUUCAGAAAUUAUUCCCAAAACAUACGUGUCUCCACUGAAGAUCGAGCUGGAAGCUGGAAGUCUCGAUAUAGUUCCCAUUUCCUCGUUAUCAGAUGAUCCAAUUGAAGUCUUUGGAAUCGCGGACAAUCCUUUUUAUAUUGAGCUGCCAUGGAAGUUAGCACAAGGAAGAGGAAAGUCCAGGCAUCGGAAAAAGGUUAUCGCCCUUCAGGAUCCACAGAAGAGACUGUGGCCGGUCGUCUACUAUGAGAGAUCCGAUCUCAAAAUUCUGACGACCGGGUGGAAACAUUUAUACAAGGCAAACGAGAUUCAACCCGGUGAUAAGUGCGCCUUCAAACUCCUGAACAAGUUGGAAUCCAUAUACGCCGUCUCAAUCAUCCGAGAGCCCGCACCACUCCUGCUGCCUGCCCCAUGAGCCUGGAUUAGACAACCAGCAGAAAGCCGAUUCGUGACUCUCUCUCUUUUUGUGAAUAUAUUAAGAAACACCAGUUGAUCUACUAAUGCCAGACACAGGACCUUUCGUGAGGAGUUAGGUUGGUUUGUUAUC
This is a messenger RNA of Punica granatum (pomegranate), 2074 nucleotides long. The record is from RefSeq and is a predicted model, not a curated record. NCBI's taxonomy places the organism in Eukaryota, Viridiplantae, Streptophyta, Magnoliopsida, Myrtales, Lythraceae.